Messenger RNA from Glycine soja, 2466 nucleotides. RefSeq names its product transcription factor bHLH123-like. NCBI's taxonomy places the organism in Eukaryota, Viridiplantae, Streptophyta, Magnoliopsida, Fabales, Fabaceae. Gene Ontology annotation, biological process: regulation of transcription by RNA polymerase II. Gene Ontology annotation, cellular component: nucleus. Gene Ontology annotation, molecular function: RNA polymerase II cis-regulatory region sequence-specific DNA binding; DNA-binding transcription factor activity, RNA polymerase II-specific; protein dimerization activity. The record is from RefSeq and is a predicted model, not a curated record. The coding region runs from base 274 to 1698 and encodes 474 amino acids. The transcript has 7 exons.
CCAUAUUCCUCUCUGUUCCCAUUCCCCUCACCAAACCCAUUUUUCUCCCUUCACUCCCCAAUAUAAAUACUCCAAAGUUUUGAACCUUUUUUCCAUUCAUUCAUUUCUAUUAGUCUCACCCCUUCACCCAGCACCGCACACAUUAUUACAUUACACCCACCGAAAUAACACAAAAUAACUGACACAGCAUCCUUAAUUUCAUCAAAAUAUUUUUCAUGUUUAUGCGAAGAUCACGGUGAAGUGAAUCCCCCAACAAGUACUAUAUUAUCAGCCAUGUCAGAUGAUCAAUUUCAAGCAAGUGGAAACUGGUGGGAAACAGCAAGAAGCGUGAGAUUUGAGAGUAGAGAAUCACAAUCUUCUUCUGGCCUCACCAACAACAUUGGAAGCUAUGCAGCUUCUUGGCAACAACAUCAACAACAUGACAUGGCAACAAGGUCUUCUUCCAUGGAUAACAACUCUGUCUCAGGUGGUUCCUCUGUGGUCUUCCAUGACCAGAAGCAGCUUCAAGUUCAUGAUUCAUCACCAGCAGCCACUUCCACCAAUGACCCCAACUUUCACAUGAUGGCCUUGGGCCUCUCAUCUCAAGCCAUGGACUGGAGUCAAGCAUCUUUGCCGCUGCGAGGUGAGAAGGGUUCAGAGAACAGUUUCAGGUCGAUGUUGCAAGAGAAUUUGAGCUCAUCGGGCACAAAUUUUCAGCAGCAAGAAUGUGGGAGCAACAGUAUAGGCUUGUCUCAACACCACCAUCACCAUCAUCAACAAGUUCAUUGGAAACCAGAAAAGUUGUUCUCAGCUGAGUCAUCAAGCAACGAAUUCAAGAGGGGUUUCUCCUUGGACCAAACACAGUUUUCUCCUCAAUACAGCUCCGGGGACAGCACUGUCACAAGCCAAGGCUUGCCUUGUUCUUUUCAGAUAGACUAUGUUGGGAACCCUUCUUCAAUAUUGCAAGGUCUUUUGGGACAAGAGAGCAACAACAACCAACAACAACCCCACCAAGGUGGUGGUGCCAUGAAUUUUCCUUACUCAGCAGCAAGCUAUGGAUUGAACUCGAAUAUUGAGUUGGUGCCUUCUUGGUCUAAAGUUCCUCAGUUUCUGAGAGCUUCUCCGCCAAAACAACCCCCCAAUAACCAGUUGCAUUUCACCAACAACGCUCCCUUUUGGAACGCUAAUUCUGAGCCUGCUAUUAAGGAUUCUCGAUCCAACUUUAUCCCCUCUUUGCAACCUCCCUUCCCCACAUCAAAUUUCGAUGUACAAUCGAAGAAUAUAUCUGAAGUUAGAGAUUCGGGUGGUGUGGUGAAGAAAAGUGGGAGUGAGGCAGCACCCAAAAGGCCCAGGAACGAAACCCCAUCACCUUUGCCAGCUUUUAAGGUGAGAAAAGAGAAGAUGGGGGACAGAAUCACUGCACUCCAACAAUUGGUUUCACCUUUCGGAAAGACUGAUACAGCGUCAGUGCUCUCUGAAGCCAUUGAAUAUAUCAAAUUCCUCCAUGAACAAGUGACUGUGCUAAGUACCCCGUAUAUGAAAAGUGGUGCUCCAAUACAACAUCAGCAGAGUUCUGGAAAAUCUAAGGAAUCUGAGGGUCCAAAGCAGGAUCUUAGAAGCCGAGGGCUAUGUCUGGUGCCAGUUUCUAGUACAUUUCCAGUGACUCACGAACCCACAGUUGAGUAUUGGACACCAACAUUCGGAGGAACUUACAGAUAGCUUGCUAGCUUCAUUAAUUAAUUAAUAUGGGUGGCAAAAGUGACAUGGAAGCAGUACUCUGAGCAACAACAACAUGCAUGACUUAUCAAAACCUGGCCAAGUUGGGAAUGAUAAGAUGAAAGAAAAAGAUAUGAAACAGGAGAGAAAAAGGCCACAUAAAUAUGUGAAGUUAAUUAAUUCUUCCUGUGAUGGAAAAAUUAAAGAUAUUAUUUAUUAAAAAGGAUAUAGAGUUGAAAAGAGACGAAAGAAAGGGAAAAUGACCAUUCACAAGAAGGGUCAUAUUGAAAGACCAACUACAUGCAGAAUGAUGAUGCAAGGGUAAGAUAAUUAAUUUGUGCCAAUUUUUGGAACCAUUGGAGCACAAUAUUAUUAAUUUAUAAGCUGUUUUAUGAUAAUUGAAGAAUUAUGUAUUAUGCACACAAGGGGGUGGAGGAUUAGGAUGAUAAGGGAACUUUGUUAAAUUUUCUUGGUCUAAGCUAGAUAGAAAAAUUGUUGUUAGCCGAAGAUGAUAAAGGAGCUUUGUUAAUUUUUCUUCUUGUUGUUUUAUUGUGAAUAGAGCUGGAACUACCGCUUUAGUUCAAGAAAAAGGAAAAAAAAAAAACUAAAACUAAUUGAAGGAAUCAUUGAAAUAUAGAAGAGAGAGUGAGUGUGGGAUAUGUCAUUUGAUUGGAAAUCUCACUUUUGAUUUGUUUAUUUCCUUCAGAAUAUGUAAGUGGAAGUCAGAGGGUGGCCCACACUGCCCCUUUCAGUUUUUUUUUUUUGUCAAAA